CGGAUUUCAAUAUGUGGCCAGGUGUGAAUGGAUUAUAAGAUAGGAGCAGUUUGGUAGCCACUUCUAUCAUAAAAUCACAUGUUACUCUCAUCGUUCCAUGUCCGUGUGGCAUUUCGAAUUGGAGGUUAGGAAAGCAGAUAAACAAAACGUGUUUUACUUACAAAAAUCUAUAUUUUUCAAUUCUAUAAGUAAUAAAUAAAUAUACGAGAUGGCUGUCAAGUCAAAGAUGUCUAAAACAAAAAAGAAUAACAUUAAAAGAACUAAACUUAUUAAACGUGGUGUUAUAAGAGCAUCAAAGAAACCUCAAAAAAAGUUUAAAGAAGCUCCCGUUGCUGCUCCCAAAAAAAGACCUGUUGAAACAAUUGAAGAAGAAGAAAGCGACCAUGGAGAAGAUAUGCUGGGUAUGGUUGAAGAAGAUGAUCUAGAAUUCUUGAAGCAGUCAAUUACAAACCGUUCCUACAACAUUUUCAAUAGAAUAAGGUAUUCAGUUGACAUUAGCCCCAAACAGAAGAAACAAAAAACUGAGGAUGUUAAUAAUGAUGAUGCCUUGGAAAAUGAAUAUCAGCAAAAUUUAGAUAAUACUCAAACCAAGAAAAUUAAAUCAUUGUUGCCAAUAAAGACAAAGGAUGGUAUUGUACGUCAAGCAGUUGAAGAAACAGAUGAUGGGGAUAAUCAAGAAGAAGCUGAUGAAGAAGUGAAUUUUGAAUCUAUUGAAGAAGACCAUUCUGAAGACUUUUCUAAACCCGUCAGUGCAACCCAGCUGCUCAUUAGAAGGAAUGAAAUUAUCAGAGAAAAGAAACUACAAGUUGGAAAUCUAUGUGCAACAUUAUUGGAAAAUCCUGAAGAAAAAAUUACAAAUCUGAGGACACUAUUAACAAUCAUGAAUGAAGAUUUAAAAGAAGCUUAUUUUACUGUUCGCAAAUUUACAAUGUUAUCAAUAUUGGAGGUAUUUAAAGACAUUUUGCCUUCUUAUGAAAUAAAGAAGACUAUCAAUGAAGGUGUGAAGCUUAAAAAAGACACUCUCAAAUUGCACAAGUAUGAGGAAAGUUUAUUAAUGUACUAUAAACAGUUUUUAAAGAAGUUGGAGAAGCAUCUUUUUGUCCUAAUAAAGAAGAAAGGUGAUUUUAGAAAGAAGUCUGGAGAUGAAAUAAAACUGGGAAUAUUAGCAGUUGAAGCAAUGUUAGACUUGUUAGUUACUCAUCCUUAUUUCAAUUUUUCUGAAAAUAUAGGAAGAGUAGUUGUACCUUUCUUGACUAGUUAUGACAAAGGCAUUCGAAAAAAUGCUAAAGAGAAGGUAAUACAAUUGUUUAAAGAAGAUAAAAAAGGUGAUAUAACUUUCACAAUUUUGAGGAUAAUCAAUAAUUACUUGAAGACACAUUCUAAUGUACAUUCAGAUAUGCUUGAAGUGUUAUUAGUGUUGAAUUUGAAGAAUGUGAAUCUAGAUCAACAAAAGGAACAGGACUUGAAGCAGAAAAAAUUGAUGGCAAAAAAAGCUAGGGUGCAACAGCUUUCCAAAAAGGAAAGAAAAAGGAAAAAAAAGCUUGCUGAGCUAGAUAAAGAGCUACUUGAAACCAAAGCAGAAGAAAAUAGGCAGACUAAAGAAAAGAAUGUAACAGAAAUCACCAAAAUAUUAUUCAACAUAUAUUUCAGAAUCCUCAAAACUUCUAAAAAUAACAAACUACUUGGUGCUUGCUUGCAAGGCCUUGCGAAAUACUCACACUGCAUCAAUUUAGAAUACUACCUGGAUAUAGUAAACAUAAUUGAUCAUUUAUUGAAAGAAGAGUGGCUGACAUAUGUUGAACAACUACAUUGUGUGCAAACUGUUUUUGCAAUACUCAGUGGCCAGGGUGAAGUUAUCAAUUUGGAUCCUACAAGAUUUUAUAAUAACUUAUACCAGGAGCUAUUAUCAAUCAAUGCUGCUUCAAAAAGAAGUGACUAUAUCUGCGAUUUCAUCAAAACACUAAAUGAUGCCUUAAUUAAACGAAGAAAGAAAAUCACAAACAAGAGACUAUUAGGAUUUGUGAAACGCCUGAGUAUUCUCAGUCUGCAGGUAUCCCAUGAUGGAGCUUUGGCUUGCUUAGGUCUUAUCAGGAACAUUAUGCAACUCAAUAGGAGUCUUGAUAUCCUUUUAGACCUUGAUCCAUCCAUAGGUGAAGGACAGUACCAAGCUGAAAUAGAUGAUCCAGAGUAUUCUAAUGCAGCCAGUACAGCUCUUUAUGAAAUAAUAGCAUUGUCAAAUCAUUAUCAUCCUGUAGUUAGGAUGUUUGCAAGAAAUAUUGCUAGUGGUGUGCCAGCGACUGGAAAUGGUAGUUUGCCUGGCGAAUAUGCUAAAACUACACCAGAUCAAUUGUAUGAAGAUUUCAACAUGUCAGACAUGGCAUUCAAUCCACCAGUCUGUCCACCUAAGUCUGCCAAUGUGAAAAGUAAGCCAACAAGGCAUUACUUUGUAGAUAGUGCUUUCCAGGAAGAGUGUAUGGGUAUCUUGAACAUAUCAAAACAAAGACAUUCGUUUUUUAUUUGAAUAUUGGAUGUAUUUUGUAAAUAUUUGGAAGUGUUUUCAAGUGUGCUUCAAAAUAAAGUGUAAAAAAUUAAUCACAAUAUUGUGAACAUUCUUCAAUGAAAUCUAUUACAUUCAUUUUAUUUCCACCCUCAUCAUAAAAUGAUAUAUGUGUUAAGAGCGC
Acanthoscelides obtectus is the source of this 2681-nucleotide messenger RNA. Lineage: Eukaryota; Metazoa; Arthropoda; Insecta; Coleoptera; Chrysomelidae. The record is from the annotation of a GenBank genome assembly.